CCCCAGCGUAAACAGAACGCCGCUGACCGGCGCACGUGCUGUUCCGGAGCCGCGGAGUGACGUGAGGAGAGCGCGUCACUGCAGCUGCUGAAGAACCUCUUCCCGAAGAAAGAGGCAGCACUAGAGGUGACCCGGUGGAACUGCCAUAAUGGUGCUGUCGUUCUGUGAUAAGCUCAUCCUGGCUCCUAUGGUGCGUGUGGGAACUUUGCCUAUGCGUCUUCUAGCUUUAGAUUAUGGUGCGGACAUAGUAUACUGCGAGGAACUGGUGGAUAUAAAGAUGUUGCAGUGUAAGCGAGUUGUUAAUGAAGUUCUCCAGACAGUGGACUACGUUGCUCCCACGGAGAGAGUCAUUUUUCAGACUUGUGAAAGAGAGAAAGAUCGUCUUGUGUUUCAGAUGGGGACUGCUGAUCCAGAAAGAGCACUGGCAGUUGCCAAACUUAUAGAAAAUGAUGUUGCUGCUAUUGAUAUUAACAUGGGCUGUCCCAAGGAAUAUUCCACCAAGGGUGGCAUGGGAGCAGCCCUUCUAUCAAGUCCAGAAAAAAUUGAGAAAAUAUUGAAAACGUUGGUGAAUGGAAUUUCCAAGCCAGUGACGUGUAAAAUACGCAUCCUUCCAACACUUGAAGCCACUGUCAAUCUGGUGAAGCUAAUUGAGAGAACUGGUGUUGCAGCUAUUGCAGUUCAUGGAAGGAAAAAAGAGGAAAGACCUCAGCACCCCGUCCACUGUGAUUUCAUCAAGGCAAUAUCUGAGGCUGUAUCAGUUCCUGUUAUUGCCAACGGAGGAUCCCAGGAACUUGUACGAGAAUUCCAAGACAUGGAAGCAUUUCGAUCUGUCACAGGCGCGUCAUCUGUUAUGGUGGCACGAGCAGCCAUGUGGAAUCCCUCCAUUUUCAGAAGAGAGGGCUUGCUGCCUCUAGAAGAUGUCAUGCGUGAUUACAUUAGACAUGCGGUUAGCUAUAACAAUCAUUACACCAAUACAAAAUAUUGCCUGUGCCAAAUGAUGCGAGACCAACUUGAAUCUCCUCUGGGCAGAAAACUUCAUGCAACACAAUCAACGCUGGAUAUUUGUGAAGUAUUUGAAAUGACUUCGCUUUACGAGAGUUGUCAGUUGUCUCAAGAAGCCAUGAAAGUAUCCCUAAAUAUCAAUGGUCAAGAGACUGUAGAGACGGAUAAUGAGGAAAAUCACAACGUAAUACAAAUGGCUGUCAGGUUUGAAAGAAAAGACUACCUUCCUCAGGUUACGCCUAAGAUGUUUCUUUUGGAGUGGUGCAGGAAGGAAAAGCUGCCUCAACCAGUUUACUGUACAGUUCAGCGAUCACUUAAUAAAUUUUUCCGCUCUGUGGUCAGUGUGAAUGAAAAGAAAUAUUGUUCCACUCUCUGGGACAAGUCAAAGAAGUUAGCAGAACAAGCUGCAGCCAUUGUGUGUCUCCGAACAUUAGGGCUUCCAGAAGGAAAGCUUGGGGAGGAAGAAAGUAACCUUGUUCGGAAGAGAAAAAGAGCAGUCCAGGAUGAAAGCGUAGACGUGACGGACUCACAAGGUGAAGAACAGAUUAAAAAAAGACUCCAAAGCAAUGAGAACUUUGAUGACUCAAAAGAUUAGCCUUACCUCAGUUGUGAUCGCAAUAUUGCACAUUUUAUUUUAACUGGUUUUGCAAAUAUUUUAUCAAAUAAAUUAUCUAAACCACUCAAGCCUGUACAGCGAGUGGGACCUGGUUAACUUGCAUGUUAUGUAGAAUAUAUGUUGGCCUCGCCUUUCCCUGUCUCAGUGCAGUAAUAUAAUUCCGUGAACAAGGGGUAUAUUAUUCACACGGGGGACAACCGCUAGAUUGGUGGCGGUCUGGUCACUGGAACUCACAGAUCACAAGAACAGGGACAUCUGGUCACCAGUUUGAAUGGAGUGGUUGUUGAGCAUGCACAUUACCACUCCAUUCACUGGCUACUGGACCGAUGGAGAUAGAAGAGUACAUCGCUUGGCUCAGUCCGUCAGUCCCAUAGACAGUGAAUGGAACAGUGGUACACAUACUCGACCUAUGCUAUAUUGAAAUGGGGGACUUGGCACCCACCGUGGUCUCAGCAGU
Bufo bufo (common toad) is the source of this 2075-nucleotide messenger RNA. RefSeq names its product dihydrouridine synthase 2 (gene DUS2). NCBI's taxonomy places the organism in Eukaryota, Metazoa, Chordata, Amphibia, Anura, Bufonidae. Bases 149 to 1597 code for a protein of 482 amino acids. Gene Ontology annotation, cellular component: cytoplasm. The transcript is spliced from 16 exons. Gene Ontology annotation, biological process: tRNA dihydrouridine synthesis. The record is from RefSeq and is a predicted model, not a curated record. Gene Ontology annotation, molecular function: tRNA dihydrouridine synthase activity; tRNA binding; flavin adenine dinucleotide binding.